GGGAGGAAACGCGUUGCUGUUAUCUGUACUCAAUUGGCUGUAUGCUUUCACAUUUUCCACAAGUGGGGUCUUUAGCCACUACGCAUUCUGUAAAUUUCCUUUGCUUUUCUCGAAAGUGAGACCGACUCUUGCUUUUGCCCUUGUUGAUUUGUAUGUUUACUCAGCUCUCAUUCCAUUUGCAAAGGAGGACUAGGAACUUGGAGUAAACGGAGCAACAUAGAUCACAGGAAGCUUGCAAAGGCGAUCAUAUCUGAAGCUUGUUUUGAUAGGAAACCAUGGCUCUGGAAGUUGUGGGUGGAGCUUUUCUCUCUUCUUCUCUUGCUGUUCUGUUUGAUAGGAUGGCUUCCCGUCCGGUUGUUGACUUCAUCCGAGGAAAGAAGACCACCGCUGGGCUGCUCCACAAGUUGAAGAUGAAGUUGUUGUCGGUUAAUAAGUUGCUUGACGAUGCAGAGGAGAAGCAACUCAGAAACUCUAGAGUCAGGGAUUGGCUUAGUGAGCUUAAAGAUGUUCUCUAUCAUGCCGAUGACCUGUUGGAUGAAAUCAAGACUGAAGCUCUGCGUUGCAAGAUGGAACAAGAAGAUUCUGGAAGCACAAAUCAGGUACCCGAGUUUAGUUCUAUUUCCAUUCAUGAACUUGACAAAAGUCUGGAACCCAGGAUACAGGACAUUCUUGACAGAAUAGAACUUAUUGUCAACGAAAAAGAUGUGCUUGAUUUGAAAGAGGUUGUUAAAGAUAGACCACAAGGAAGACUGCCCACAACUUCUUUGGUAGAAGAGUCUAGUGUAUAUGGAAGGGAUGAAGAAAAGGAGGCCAUUAUCAAGUUGUUGUUAGCGGAUGGUGUGACUGGAAAUAAGACGGAUGUGCUUCCAAUUGUGGGCAUGGGUGGGCUUGGAAAGACCACUCUUGCUCAACUCGUAUACAACGAUGACAGAGUCAAGCAACAUUUUGUCCUUCAAUCAUGGUCUUGUGUUUCACAAGAAUUUGAUGUUGUCAAAAUAACACAGACAAUUUACGGGGCGGUCACUUCACAAACUUGUAAUAUCACAGAUCUGGACAUGCUUCAAGUCGAACUAAAGAAGACGUUGACAGGGAAGAAAUUUCUGUUUGUUCUUGAUGAUGUUUGGACUGUGAAUUUAAUGAAGUGGGAUCUCUUAAGCCGACCCUUUGAGAGUGGAGGUCAUGGAAGUAAGAUCGUUGUCACAACACGUGAUGAAGGUGUCGCAUGCAGGAUGGGUACCCUUCAAAGUAGACAUCUAAUGCAAUUAUCUGAGGAAAAUUGCUGGUCGUUGUUCUCAAAGUAUGCCUUCAAGAAUCCAGGUGUUACUACAGAUCCGUCGCUUGAAGUGAUUGGAAAACAGAUUGCUCAAAAGUGUAAAGGACUCCCUUUAGCUGCAAAAUCACUUGGGGGUCUUUUACGUUCUGAACCAAAUAUUGAGAAAUGGAAAGAAAUAUUGAACAAUGACAUAUGGGAGUUGCGAGAUGAAGCGAAUGACAUUUUACCUGCUCUAUGGUUGAGCUACCAUUAUCUACCUGCACAUCUGAAGCGUUGUUUUGCUUACUGUUCCAUAUUUCCUCAAGAUCAUUGGUUUCGGAAAUCGGAUCUGGUUUUGUUGUGGAUGGCUGAAGAUCUCCUACCACUGAAAUCGAAGACUACGGUUGAAGAAGUCGGAGAUAAGUACUUUGAUGAUCUAGUGUCAAGGUCAUUUUUUCAACAUCAACCAAGGGAGCAUCUUGUUGUGCCAAUUUUCACGAUGCAUGACUGCAUCCAUGACUUAGCAAACUUUGUCUCCGGAGAGUUUUGUUUAAGGUUGGAGAACAAUGAUGAGGUAUUGGAAAAUGUCAGCAAGACUCGCCACUUUUCGUGUAUGGAUGCAUUUACCGUAAUUGAUCAAUGGGACAGUUUGUUUGAAGCCAGGUAUUUGCGAACCUUAGUAUCAAUAUAUCCGCCGUACGCACUUGUACGUCCCAACUUAGAUUUUGAUAUAUUCCUGAAGCUUCAGUGUUUAAGAGUGCUCAGAUUAUACGGGUACAAUAUUGGUGAGCUGCCUAGUUCAAUUGGCAAGUUGAAGCAUCUAAGGCACUUGAACUUGUCUGGCACAUCAAUUAAAAAGUUACCUGAUGAAAUGUGUACUUUAUAUAAUUUACAGACGUUACUGUUGUCUUAUUGUAGAAUUCCAGUUGAGUUGCCAACUGAUUUGGGAAGAUUAAUCAACUUGCGUCAUCUUGAUAUUGAAGGCACAGAGAUAGAAAAGAUGCCACCAAGGAUGGGCAAAAUGAAAGCUCUUCAAACAAUAAGAGGCAAGUUUGUCCUAGACAAAUACACUGGUGGUAACAUUGUCGAGAUUAAAGAGCUUCAGCAGUUGCGCGGAACACUAUGCAUCUCGGGGCUUCGCAAUAUUGUGCAUGUCACAGAUGCCAUUAUGAGAAAGAAGAAGCAUCUGGAUGAGUUAGUUUUGGAAUGGGGAGGCAAUUCUGGUGACACCGACGAUACACAAAAAGAUAGAGAUGUGCUGGAGAGCCUCCAACCUCAUACAAACCUAAAAUAUCUCAAGAUUCGAUCUUAUGGGGGCACGAGAUUUCCUGGUUGGUUGGAAGAUCAUUCUAGUUUAUCUAAUCUGGUUCUUCUUCAACUUCUGGAAUGUGGAAAUUGUUGGUCGUUGCCAUCACUUGAGCAGCUACCUUCCCUACAAGAGCUUGAGAUUGAAGGAUUUAAUGGGGUGGUGACUGGGGGUUCUAAGCCUUUUCCUAAUCUUCGUAAGCUUCGUCUGAAAUCUUGUCCCGAGGUAACCGGGACAUUCAUGUUAGCCUGCUUCCCAAAGCUUGAAAGCCUCACACUGGACAAUGUCAAUGUAGAAUCUCUUCAUUCCACUACACCCCUCUCCCUUGUCCAACUCACAAUAUUUUCAUGCCCAAAUUUUGUUUGUUUUCAAGAUGUCAAUGUAGAAUCUCUUCAUUCCACUACAGUACUCCUCUCCCUUGUCGAACUCACAAUAUUUUCAUGCCCAAAUUUUGUUUGUUUUCAAGAUGGAGGGCUGAAUGCGCCGAACUUGGAGACCAUACAAGUCGCAAUAUGUCCGAAACUGAGGUCAUUUUUUCCGCUACACAUGCACAACCUUUUCCCAUCUCUCAAGUGGUUGUCGCUAUGUUGUUGUCCAGAACUGGAAUCAUUUCCCGAAGGGGGAUUGCCGUCUAAGUUGGAAUACUUGUACGUCUGGUGCUGCAAGAAACUCAUUGGAAACCGUAUGCAGUGGGGUCUACCAACACUCACCUCUCUUGAAUUCUUGAGCGUUGAUUUGAGGGGAUGUGAACAAGUUGUAGAUUCUUUUCCAGACGAGGGGCUACUGCCCCCCACUCUCUCACAACUCCAUAUCCACGGUAUUUCGAAGCUGGACGGCAAGGGGUUUACACAACUCACCUCUCUUAAAAAGUUGGGAAUUCACAAUUGCCCUGAACUCCGGUGCUUGCCAGAUGGAGGGCUACCCACUUCCCUUUCUGAUCUAACAAUCGAGGAUUGUCCUUUACUAAAACAACGUUACCAGAGAGAGACAGGGGAAGAUUGGCCCAAGAUUGCUCACAUCAACAAGAUUUAUCUCAAUUUCCAAGAUAUAUGAUAUGCAAUGGCUUCAGGUGCUUUGUAAUUACCUAACCAGAUGAUUCCACUGCUGAGUCUCUGGAUAGAAAUUUCCUGUCGAUGUUGGACAAGGAAACCAUGGCUCUGGAAGUUGUGGGUGGAGCUUUUCUCUCUUCUUCUCUUGCUGUUCUGUUUGAUAGGAUGGCUUCCCGUCCAGUUGUUGCCUUCAUCCGAGGAAAGAAGACCGCCGCUGUGCUGCUCCAGAAGUUGAAGAUGAAGUUGUUGUCGGUUAAUAAGUUGCUUGAUGAUGCAGAGGAGAAGCAACUCAGAAACUCUAGAGUCAGGGAUUGGCUUAAUGAGCUUAAAGAUGUUCUCUAUCAUGCCGAUGACCUUUUGGAUGAAAUCAAGACUGAAGCUCUGCGUUGCAAGAUGGAAGGAGAGGAUUCUGGAAGCAGCCGCACAAAUCAGGUACUGGAGUUUAGUUCUAUUUCCAUUCAUGAACUUGACAAAAGUCUGGAACCCAGUGUAAACACGGAAAUCUGAAAACAAA
Rosa chinensis is the source of this 4121-nucleotide messenger RNA. RefSeq names its product putative disease resistance RPP13-like protein 1. Lineage: Eukaryota; Viridiplantae; Streptophyta; Magnoliopsida; Rosales; Rosaceae. The transcript has 4 exons. The coding region runs from base 276 to 3611 and encodes 1111 amino acids. Gene Ontology annotation, molecular function: ADP binding. Gene Ontology annotation, biological process: defense response to other organism. The record is from RefSeq and is a predicted model, not a curated record.